This is a messenger RNA of Xenopus tropicalis (tropical clawed frog), 1142 nucleotides long. RefSeq names its product protein spinster homolog 1-like. The transcript is spliced from 6 exons. Gene Ontology annotation, cellular component: membrane. Bases 79 to 735 code for a protein of 218 amino acids. The record is from RefSeq and is a predicted model, not a curated record. NCBI's taxonomy places the organism in Eukaryota, Metazoa, Chordata, Amphibia, Anura, Pipidae.
UAUGAUCUCUUCUAUUUCAGCCGCAGUUUGGUUUUUGUAUGUGUUGGGUUUGCACUUUCUGGCUUUGUUACUAGAGGCAUGUCUAUCUAUGCGCCCACUCUACUCAAUACUACUCGCAUUAUGGCAAAUACAACCUGGACUUGUGUAACAACGGAUUGCACAUUUGAUGAAAGUUUGACCUACGGACUGGGCAAAUGUCUUUCUACUGCAAGCGGCAUUAUUAUCGGCGUGGAGAUCAAUAAGCAUUUCCAAAAGCGGAAUCCGUACGGAGCGCCAGUUGUGUGCGCCGUCGCACUUCUGGUCUCUGUGCCCCUUCUCUGCAUUGGAUUAUUGCUCGUAGGAAUUAGUACCGUUGCAUCCCAAAUUCUCUUCUUCAUUAGUGGGAUUUGCCUUGCUGUGAACAAGGUUCUUGUCAACGAAAUCAUUCUGAUGGUAGUCCUUCCAAACCGCCGUGGUUGGUCAUUUACUGAAAAGGCAACUCUCGGAUGGCUUGGAAAUGUAGGGGGUGAAUACGUUUUGUAUUGGGCUUCUAAAUUACUGGAGAUAAAGUUCCCCCAUUCUGAACUGAUACAGAAUCACAGAAUGGAAUUUCUUCUCUUCAUUUACCCACUUGUGGCUUUAAUCGGAGCAGGAUAUUUCCUGCUAACGGCGAAAUACCUUAAAAAGGAUGCAGAAAAAGUUACCCAAUUUUUGAAUACACCGACCAUAGAUGAAGAGCAACCGGAGAUACCAUAAAAUAUAUGGUAACCAUAGGAAGCCAGCACUCACGUUAUACCGGAAUCUGGCAAUACAAGAGCCUCGGAGUAAGAAUACCAAACCGUCACUCUCAUUGUACAGAAUCUUUUCUGCAUCUUAAGAUGGAACCUCUGUUCUUCUAAUAUGAACGGAUGGCCUCGUCUUCAUCGAAAUGAUCUACUGAUACCAAAGUGCCCUGAAAAUAUAUACGACGCUUAUUACGUUUGACGUGAUUUCGAGCAGUGAGACGUCUCCUUUCCCAAUACAGCCGUCUUCAGGAACAAUUAUCAGGAUCAUCUAUGGAUGAAUUACCGUUAUAUUGUUAUAUGUAUUUUCAAAUAAUAUUGUUUAUACUUUAUGAAACUAUCAAUAAACUAUGUUUAAAUAAAAAAUUGCUUUUUGUUAAA